Molecule: messenger RNA, 4461 nt
Organism: Trichomonas vaginalis G3
Lineage: Eukaryota; Parabasalia; Trichomonadida; Trichomonadidae
Product: Family A G protein-coupled receptor-like family
Exons: 1
Coding region: 1-4461 (1486 amino acids)
Source: RefSeq, a predicted model, not a curated record
AUGUCUCGAGCGCUUUCUGAUUUAAUAGGCCCAAUCGGUAAACAACAAAGACAGCAGAAGCUAUUUAAUCUCCUUAACGCCAUUGAAGACAAAGUAGUUCGAAUAAGAUUAAUUUUCAUCAUCGGACUUAUCUUUUUUGGCAUACAAAUAGUUGCUCAGUUCUUAUUUUGUUCAUCGAAGCUCGAAUGGAAAUCGGAAACCACAAAAAAUUCACUUUUAACUCUUUUACAAUGCAUAUUUUCAUUUUGGACAGGAGUUAAAGAAAUCCAAGAUUUAGAUUAUCUUUCCUACUCGUUGGUAUGCAUAUGUCUUGUCUAUUAUGGUAUACUUUCAAUCAUAAUUUAUUUCUUUUACAUUGGCAAUCAUCAAAACAAGAUCUCCUUUAUACCAUUCGCUUUAGCUGUUGUAGGUUUACAUGUUAUCAUCAUUCCGGCAAGCUAUGCUGCAAUUGCUUACAUUUUUUCCGGUUCUUUUACUGAUCAUUAUUUACAGUUUUUACUUUGCAUUAUUACAUUAGCUUUAACUAUUUUUUCAACAUACAUCGAAUACUUCAUACAAUACGGCCUUCCUAAGAAAGAUUUGAUUUUUAAUCAUAAACGUAUCAUUGUCAACUACAUAAUAUCAAUUUUUCAGUUCUUCGUGCCGAGUUUCAACUUCUACAUCAAAAGUUCCCUAACAGUUGGCCUAAUAAACGGCAUUUCUCUGGCAAUUUUGGUAAUUUAUCUGUUUUUUCAAAUCAAAAACGCAAGUUCAAAUCUUCACAUCUUAUAUUCACUCGCUACUAUCGUCGGCUGUCUAAUUAAUAUCAUUACAAUCUUCGUAAAACUCGAUGGAGAAUCAUAUAUCACGUUUUACUUGAUAAUGCUUAAUAUUAGCUUCGUAAUCGUAUCGGUAAUUGUAUACUUUACAUCGGAAUACAUAUUAAUUCCUGUUAGAGAAGCAAUUCAGAUGCAUUCUUACCAAAAUCUUGACAAAUACGGUACAACAAACCUCGAAAACAUCAUUACAAGGGCAGCAGCGAAGAUGGAUUUCCCGAACGAGCUGUUAGAUUACUUAGAAUCAAGAAAUUCCGGUAGUAUUAUAAUUAAUGAAAUUUUAUUUUUAGUUUCUCAAGAAAUAAGCAACGAAGAACGCAUGAAAAAGGCAUUAGAUACAAUAACAGAACUCAAACCUAAUAAUACUAUCUACCAAGUCCGUUUAAUUUACUAUGAAAAUAUUGUCAGGCCAACUUUCGUCACAAUUCGUGCUCAAGCUAUUCUCAAUGACUAUUCCAACACUCUCGGCAUGUUUUGGAACGAAAUCGUUAACGAUAACGUUGAACAUUUGGUUUCAUUGUCAAAUGAUGUGGCAAAUAACUACUUAAACCUCACAAAUAUAUUCAGUCAGUACGGGAAAUCAGGAAAUCUCGGCCAAAUAUACUCAACUUUCUGUGAAAUAACGCAUUACAACACAGAAACUGAAAAUAAUAACCUAACUUAUGCGUUAGUAUCGAGAUCUGGCAACAGAAACGAAGAUUCCAACAUACACUCGCACUGUACUCAGUAUAUUUUAGUGUAUAUCGGAAUAAUUUUAUAUACUUUUAAUUUGGCAAUGAAUGGAUGGGCCAAGAGUGAGGUCAAAAGCAUCUGGAACGCAUCAAUAGAUGCUUACAAUAUCUUACAGUCCAUUUCCGCCGGUUCUUUCAUAACAACUUUGAUUAAAUUGAACAAUUCCAUAAAUGUAUCGAUGAUUUCAAGUGACGUGUACGAUACAUCCCUGUUCCCAACAAGACUGACCAAUCUAACAGCUGAUUUGCAGUCAAUGACAAAUUCCAUUACAAAUUACACGUCAAAAAUCAAAGAAUACGUUAUAGAUAGGAAAUUUGACGGUUUAAUUGAAAGUUGGCUUGUUCAUCCUUUCAAUGUGACUCGAAUUCCAUCAACUGUUGAGUCAUCAAUCAGAUUUCUCGCUUCCAGCUUCCAAAACAUUGUGGAAGGCGGGGAUCCUGGUUAUGAUGGGAUAUACGUCAAAGGUACAACAGAUUUGGUCAUUUUUUCUGCAAUUUUGGAUGAUACAAUCACAUCUUUAUGCAAUUACGCUCUAAAACUCAUCAGGUUGGUCACAUUGAUCUGCAGAAUACAGAUGGCAGUGUUUCUCAUACUCGGACCUAUUCUUUUGUGGUUUUUCUCUCAUAAUUUGACGAAAUCAAUUAAUUCAAGCUUCCAAUCUUUGUUUAAGCUCUCAAAAACAGAUCUGAUCCAGAAAACACGUGAAUUAAUAUCAUGGGUGAAGGACAGCAGCAAUUCUGGCCAACAGGAAGAUAAUAAUGUAAGAUAUAACAGAGAAUUAAUCAUUUCUAAGACACAUACGAACUCUCUGACCAAUAGGACAAUAGAGAGAACAUUAGUAUUGAAACGCACAGCUGUAUUUUUGAUUUUUGUUGCAAUAACUUGGGGAAUGAACGAAUUAGUUUGGGUUUCUCUUAAAGAAAACGCAACAGAUAUCGGAAUAUCAUCGUAUGCUUAUCUAUUGUCACAACAGAUGCUAAAGAUUGGUCAAUUAUUCUUGUUGUCUUCGAAUGAUGAAGUAUAUAACUCUGAUUCAUCAACAAAUUCACUAAGAAUGCUCAGAAGCACAUUAAACACAUUACAGGCAUUUUCCAAAUUGUCGACAUCGAAGAAAAUCACUAAAGAAACACUAGAAAAGAUAAAAGAACUUAACUCGAUGUUUACAAUUUCUCCCAAUUUGAGGGGAAGUUCACUGUCAGACGAUAGACUUCCUCUUUCGGACGAACGCCAAGAAAAUGAACCAAAACAGUGCAAAGCCAAAAUAAACUAUAUUGAAAAUGCUUUGGACGAAGAAGAAAAUCAAAGAAGAAGAAUCUUGGAAGAUUCGACCGUAAACGAGACAGCAACAACAGAAAUGAGAGCCAAACACACAGAAAACUUAUUCACCAUGAUAGAUUUCGCGAGACAAAUGGUUGCGAGCGGAAUGCAGAAAUUUUCCAAGAAUUCACCAAAAGUUGUUGACAUUUCACUUUAUAUUACCACAGAAGUCAAUGCUCCAACCGACAGAAGAGCUCUGUUCACUUCAAUUGACAUUAUUUCCCUUAAUAUCUUUGAUAUCAAAUCCGAACGUUACAAAACGGACAAUUUCGACCAAAUUCUUUCCCAAAUCAUCACCACAUCCACCAUGUACACCAAUUUCUGUGCUGUUUCCCUGUCAACUCGCUUAGACAAAUCAAAUCACCAAAUUCAAUUUUAUUCCACUCUUUCCGCCAUCAUCUCCAUUGGCCUCAUCGCCUUCAUACUCUCCAUCAGCACUUCCAGCGGCACAUACUGGCUUUCCUUCAACACAAUCUCGAAAUCCAUAAUUUCGACCAUGCCAAAAUUUGACACAAAUAAAGGUCAAAUUUCUACAAAUUUGACAUUGAGUACUCGCGAGGAAGAGAUGAAGAAAUCAUCAGCUGUCGUGAUAGAUCUACUCAACAGUGAAGAAUUAAGAGAUGAUCUAUUAGAAAACCACAUUUUGUUGAAUUCCCAAAAUGUAAUUAUCAGAUCUUCUAUGGUAAUUGAAGAAUUCCUUUCCGCUCCACCAUUAGAAGGCAUGAAGUUCGAUGACGCCAUCAAAUCCAUUGCAAAUAUCAUCCCAAAUGAUGGAACAGACGAAAACGACGUCGACAAAAUUUUGUUUCAUCCAAAAGACGAAAAAAAGAAAGAUGUCGUCAUGGAAGCUCUCAAGUACAAGUUGGAUGGUAUAGAACUAGACUGCGGAAGAGUGAAUUACGUGUGUGUCAUCAGAGAUAAGACAAGGGAAUACGAAAGUACAAGAUUAUGGAGAAAUGAACUCAACCAAUUAAAAUUGUUAGGUUUACAAUUUAUUCCACCUGAAGUUUACGAAGCAUUAGCCGGGGAAGAAUCAUUCAGUUCUAUACAGGUGAACAAUGCUUUUGUUGCUACUUUUUAUAUCAAUAAACUUGACAGUAUUGAUAUAAUUGAAGAAGUCAAAACAAUUGUUAUAAAAGAGUGCAAAGAAUAUCAACAUCUUUGGCCAGUCGCGAGAUCAACAAUGGCGAUAAAGAUUUAUUCGGCACUUUUGGAUCAGAACAUUUCGCAUUUCAGGGCAUUGAUUACUUUGUUGUGCGCUUCUCUUAAGAUAUCAAAGAGAAUCACUGAAUUGGGUUGCGAACCUCAUUGCGUUGUUUCGAAAGUUAAAGCAACACAUGCUAGUUUCGGAUUGGAUUUUUCCCCUGUUUUCGAUAUGAGAGAUGACAAUCCAUAUGAUUUGAUUCUAGCAAUGGGAUCUCCUGCUCACAAGAUAUCUAUUUCGAGAGAUCCCUACGAAAUAUUGUAUAACACAGGAAUUCCAAUCGAAUUCUCUUUCUACUUCAGAACUGAAGGUUUCCAUAAGAUUUCUUAUGAUACAAUUCAGGAAAUUGAGACAAUUAUUGAGCGUGAACAAGCUCAACUAGCUAUUGUUUAA